GUUAAGAUUUAUCUACAGACUCCAUGUCUUGUAAUAUUUAGAUGCAAAAUAGAUAAUGAGCUUUAGGUAAUCACAUUAUGGUGAUUAUACCUUUCUUUGGAUUGUUUUCCAAAACUUGUGGAUUUUUUAAGAUCAAGCUUUAAGCUUAAAACUAUCAUAUAUGUAAUGGUAAUGAAAUAGAAAAAUACUUAUUUUAUAUAAUCAAGUUUUAAUUAAACUUGUAUAUAACUAUCAAACUUGUGGAUUUUUUAUGCAAAUUAUUUUAUAUAAUCAAGAUUUAAUUAAACUUGUAUAUAAAACAUAGAAAAAUACUUAUCUUAUAAAGAGAAAAGCAUCAGCGAUGAGUGUUCCAACUCUUCAUGUUUCUCGACAUCUUACAUGGUUUCUUUCUCUUUUACAAAGAAUAAAUAUUCCUGAAAUACUUAUAAUUUGCUCAUAUAAAAUGACUAUUGAUAUGUUAGUAAACAUAAGUAUUUAGAUAUAACAAUAUAUGAGAACCAAGAACCACUCACGUAUAAAACAGUAUCGAUUGGUGGAAUAUAAAUUAAUGAGAACCAAGAACCACUCACGUAUAAAACAAUAUCAUUUAUUGUAUUGACAGCAAUUAGGUCAAACUCAGACUCAUAUCUUAUUGCUACAAAGUAUAUAUAUGUGAAUAAACCUAAACAAUAAGUGUAAACGAUCAUUACUAAUGAAUUAAGUAAUGAAACAAUAACCAUAUGGCUAAUAAAGUAGCUAUAGGUUCAACAAGAAUGAUUCGUAGGUUUUGAUUGUAGCUAUAGGUUCUAACUUUUAGUACACAGUUUCAACAAUAAAAUAGUCAAGAUAGCUAUUAGUUAUAUAAUUACAUGUUGUAUGAAAUAACAGUGGCAAUAUGCAACCGUAUGAAAGUAUAGGUUAAUAACAAUACAAAAUGUUAAGCGUAGGUUUAUAGCAAUACUACGAAUGAACACUAACACGUUUAAGAAUUACGUGAUGACAUGUGAAACAUAUAAUAAAAUCUAAAGCAAACACAAGCUAUUAUGAAAUCAAACACAUACAAAUAUAAAAUAUAACAAAUUAUUAUGAAAUCAAACACAUACGAAUAUAAAAUAUAACAAAUUGCGCGUUAGCUUGUCGACAAGGUCUCACUUUGAUCGAAUGAUUUUUUCUUUCCUUGAAACAAGGGCAAAUCAAUAUUGUCGACUGAAACUUUUAAACUCAAUCAAAAUCAACAUGUUGAUAACUAUAAAUCCCACUCUCACAAACCAUGAAUUGAUAAUAAGAAUUAUUAGAGAAGGAUUGAACAUAGAUUAUAGCUAUUAACAUAAAAUAAAAAUAUGUACCUAUUAGCCCAAAAUCGCUUGAGUUUCAUGCUGAUAACAUGUUAUAAGUAAGAAGAGAAGAAUUGGUGUAUCCUAUUCCAUGAAUAAUGAAUCUUUUAUAUAGGAUUACAAUAGCUUGGGAACAAAGUCACUUAGAGAACAAGUAAAUUUUGAAGAACAAACAUAUCUAAGACUAGCCAUAAUGUCAUUACCACAAUAUUCAUAACAAUAUUUACCAAAAAAAUUAAAAGCCGGGUGAUCACAAAAUUUAUGUUAAUUUUCUUUUAAUUUUUAGAUCAUAUAUGCUAAGACAAAGGAAAUUGACAACAAAAAAUGGUAAGAAAAAAAAAGAAAAGAAACUUUUAAUUAAAAUUAAGGAAUAAGAAUAUUCUCAUAGUUAGUGUUAAAUUAAAUGUUAAUUCGAAUUAAUGAUUCACGAGCAUAUAUUGUUUCACUAUAUAUAAAGAACCAAUAUUCUAAGAAUAAUACGUACCAGAAAGAUAAAUGGAUUCUCUAAAACAUCAUAUAGUUUUCUUCAUCACGAUGAUUAUGUUCAUGAAUGCAACCAUGUCCUGUGCGCAAAAGACAACAGUGGUGAUUCAUAAUGAUCUUGGAAGUGGAUUAUCGUUAGGCUACCACUGUCAGUCGGGGGACAAUGAUCUUGGAUACGGGGGUCUGGGAGUAGGUGGAUCAUGGUUCUUUCGCUUUAAACCUGAUAUUUUUGGUCGUACUUUAUUCUUUUGCAGAUUUAGUUGGGGAAACGAAUCACAUUAUUUCGAUAUAUAUAAGCAAAAAAGAGAUAAAGAGUUUGAGAAGUUUGGAUGCACACACUGUGAGUGGAAGAUACGUAAGAAUGGUCCUUGCAAGCUUAACAAAAUCAAUAACAUGUUUGAUGUCUGUCUUCCUUGGAAUUCUUGAAUUUUUCAACAGUUUUAAUAUCUAUACGUAUUAUCUAAUAGCGUAUUAUACUCUUAUUAAAGUUGUGUUACGAAUAAUAAUAUGGAAGAGGAUUUUUUUGUAAAGUAAUGAAAUAAGAAUUGUUUGAGAGUUUGUGUACGUCAGCUACAGUGAGCUCUUGUUAAAGUUACGUUUAUUAACCACCAUAUUUGUGUAUUUUAUUUACAAAAAUAAAUAAAAAUAUUUGUGUAAGUUACCAAUCCUCGACCAAAAAUGUGUUGUAAAAUCAUAUUUCCAUGUUCUAUAAUCGGAAAUUUAGAAUAUAAUGUAAUUUAGAACAUAAUGUAGUUUUUUUUAAACUAGGGGUGGGUAUAUUAACAAGAACCAAAGAAUUGAACCAAAACUUAACCAGACUUAAAAAAUAUCUGAAUGGUUCCAAGUUUUGAGAACUAAAAAAAUCAGAACCGAACAAAACUGGGAUAUUUCGGAUAACUGAAUGGAGCUAAAAAUAUACAAAAAAACUAAAAAUAACUUAAAUUAUCAAAAAUAUAGCAAAAAGAACAAAUAUGUCCUAAAA
Brassica napus (rape) is the source of this 2778-nucleotide messenger RNA. RefSeq names its product S-protein homolog 2-like. The coding region runs from base 1809 to 2222 and encodes 137 amino acids. The record is from RefSeq and is a predicted model, not a curated record. NCBI's taxonomy places the organism in Eukaryota, Viridiplantae, Streptophyta, Magnoliopsida, Brassicales, Brassicaceae. The transcript has a single exon.